Messenger RNA from Trametes versicolor FP-101664 SS1, 933 nucleotides. RefSeq lists its product as uncharacterized. The coding region runs from base 1 to 933 and encodes 310 amino acids. The record is from RefSeq and is a predicted model, not a curated record. The transcript has 3 exons. NCBI's taxonomy places the organism in Eukaryota, Fungi, Basidiomycota, Agaricomycetes, Polyporales, Polyporaceae.
AUGGACACCUAUGCUCAAAUUCCGCGUAACGAUGGUGAUGCAUCUAAGAACGGACAGCGCCUGGCAUUCCUCGAGGCGCUGUCCAAGAGACAAGCAGCGAGCAUCACGGAGCUACAGAUUCAGGUGGCUGGCCUGACUAACCAGGUCGCCACAUUGCUUGCUGCAGUCUCUCCGCAGAAUGAACUUGGGUUUCUAACGACUGGCGAGGCUCUGGAUGCUCCCGCCCACUCCCUGGGGAGUUCACACGACGGCUUUGAGGUGAAGGUGGAUGACCUCGGCGGGCUUCCCUCAGAAGACCCUGGUUCGCCCACACUCCUGCGCGCUAUACUCAAGGACCGCGAGGAGUCAAAGGACUCGAAAGCAACAUUGAACAAUGCCGAGGACCACAGCGGUGUGUCCUCAGUGGACUCGGAACUGGGGCCGUCCACCCCGGCUCCCCUUGAUUUAUCACCGUUCACCGAGGCACCGUAUGUAUAUGUAGGAGAGGAGAGCACGAUCAUGCGGCGUCAGAGCUUACCUCCAGUGGCUGGCGGUGGUGUCAUAAAGCGCGAGCUAGAAGACGAAAUAACAGUACCACGAGCGCGUCCCGCGAAGCGCGCCCGAUUCGACGGGGUAGUCAUAUCACCCCGGCCGCGCACCCUGGAGGACUACCUGCACGCCCGCCUCCGUAACGUCCCCGCGCAUCCCGUUACUCUUGAUGAUGCAAUCUCGAACGUCAGAGUACCACGCCAAUUCCUGUCGACGUACUUUGGAGGCAGCAACCGCAAUAUGUUCGUCACACUCAGUGGCGAGAACCGCCGCAAACACGGGCAUAGUUAUCCCCACUUUUUGUUUACGAAGGCCGACAAGAACUAUACGGUGCCACGGACACCGGGCGAGCCGGGCCUGAUGUUCCUUGCCCAAUGGGAGAAGGUGUGGGGUGAGGGCCCAUAG